This is a messenger RNA of Oryza brachyantha (malo sina), 1078 nucleotides long. Its product is annotated as peptidyl-prolyl cis-trans isomerase FKBP17-2, chloroplastic. The coding region runs from base 129 to 887 and encodes 252 amino acids. Gene Ontology annotation, cellular component: chloroplast. The record is from RefSeq and is a predicted model, not a curated record. The transcript has 3 exons. Gene Ontology annotation, molecular function: peptidyl-prolyl cis-trans isomerase activity. NCBI's taxonomy places the organism in Eukaryota, Viridiplantae, Streptophyta, Magnoliopsida, Poales, Poaceae.
CAGGUGCAGCAGCAAAACGACGCCAAAAAAGCGAGAAAAAUCACAAGAAAAUGUUCGUCACAUUAGAUUAGCCUGCUCGCUCACUCAUACUCACGACGCCAAGAACACGCCGUGCCACCGCCACAGCCAUGGCAACCUUCCUGGGGAGCUCCCCGGCCUUCCUCGCCCGCCCCGUCGCCAAGCCGCACCUCUCCUGCGCGCAGUCGUCGCGCCCGCCCAGCGCCCAGCAGCCGCCGGAGCAGCAGCCGCCUCCGCAGGUGCAGCCACAGCAGCAGCCGCAGCAGCCCAUGCAAGCCCAGUCGCAGCCUCCACCGCAGGCGAAGCCGAGGCGCGCGCCGGCGGCGGACUCGACGGACUGGGUCGCGUCGUCGCUGACGCGGCGGUUUGGCAUCGGGGCCGGGCUCGCGUGGGUCGGCUUCCUGGCCUUCGGCGUCGUCUCCGAGCAGCUCAAGACCCGCUUCGAGGUCGCGCAGCAGCUGGCCAACACCAAGGACGUGGAGCAAGAGCAGGAGGUCAUUCUUCCUAACGGAAUAAGGUACUACGAGAUGCGAGUGGGCGGUGGCGACGUGCCGCGGCCGGGGGACCUGGUGGUGAUCGACCUGCAGGGGCGGGUGGCCGGCGGCGAGACGUUCGUGGACACGUUCGGCGACGGCAAGCGGCCGCUGGCGCUGGUGAUGGGGUCGAGGCCGUACACGAGGGGGAUGUGCGAGGGCGUGGAGUACGUGCUGCGGUCCAUGAGGGCCGGCGGCAAGCGGCGGGUGGUCGUCCCGCCGGCGCUCGGCUUCGGCGAGGACGGCGCCGACUUCGGCGCCGGCGCGCAGGUCCCGACCGGGGCGACGCUCGAGUACGUCGUGGAGGUGGACAAGGUGUCCAUCGCGCCGGCGUGAUCAACGACGCGGCGCGAGCGAAUCGAACUCGCGUUGUCGGCGGCUCGGUGGUGCCGUCAGCCAUAGCUUCUGUAGCUGCCUGGAGACAACUUUGCAACAUAAAUUUCACGAGCGUUUCGUAUAAAAAGAGACUUCGUAUUGUUUACUCGAUUUGUUCGGAUAUAAACGAGAACAUUUUGGUUUUGGCACUA